This is a messenger RNA of Ustilago hordei, 771 nucleotides long. RefSeq lists its product as uncharacterized. The record is from RefSeq and is a predicted model, not a curated record. The coding region runs from base 1 to 771 and encodes 256 amino acids. The transcript has a single exon. NCBI's taxonomy places the organism in Eukaryota, Fungi, Basidiomycota, Ustilaginomycetes, Ustilaginales, Ustilaginaceae.
AUGGCAAGGGCCAACACUGUGAAGGCACCACUGGACCCAUCAGCGGUAAACCUCAGCCCAGAGGAUGCAAGUCACCAAAUGUUAAACAAGGCCCAGACGACAGUCUAUCAGCAGAUGAUUGGCUCUGUCAUGUACCUCAUGACAUCAACUCAACCAGACCUUGCAUUUGCAGUCAGGAACCUUGCUAAGUAUCUCUCCUCACCAACAAUGGUGCAUCUCAACCAAGCCUGCCACCUUCUCCACUACAUCUCAUAUACACAAAGCAGCAGGCUGACGUACCUUCUCAAUGACGACAACAAGGUGCCACUCGCCUACUCCAACCAUGCUGGAAGCUGGAAGGAGAACCCAUACUCCACAUCCAGUUUUGUGCUAAUGAUAUUUGGAGGAGCCAUAGCUUGGAGGAGUCAUUGGCAGAGGAUCAUAUCAACAUCAACCACUGAGGCAGAAGUGGUGGCCCUCAGUGAUGCAUGUCAUGACAUUGAUUGGCUCAUUGACAUUGUCAAGGGCCUUGGUCUCAUUGGCAACAGCAAUGCAGGGGUUGUGCUCCACACCAACAACCAGGCUGCACAAUGGGUUACAUCCUCAGAUGGGCCUCAACAAAACAAGGCACUCACACUCCACAAGGCAUAUGUCAAGGACACAGUCAAGAAAGGGCUCAUUGUCAUUAAGUGGAUCCCAGGUGAAUUACAGAUUGCAGAUGGUUUCACUAAGCUCCUCAAUGCUAGAAGGAGUAACAAGUCAUGCAAAGACUUGGGUGUCCUUGCCAAGUAG